Messenger RNA from Canariomyces notabilis, 980 nucleotides. Its product is annotated as dabb-domain-containing protein. The transcript has 3 exons. The coding region runs from base 26 to 496 and encodes 156 amino acids. The record is from RefSeq and is a predicted model, not a curated record. Lineage: Eukaryota; Fungi; Ascomycota; Sordariomycetes; Sordariales; Chaetomiaceae.
UUACAAUUCAAGCCACAAUAGAAGCAUGGUUGAUAUAUCAAAUGCCCGGCCCCACGCGCUUCGGAUCGUCCUCGUUGUCUCGGUCUUGCUCGGCGUCUUUUUGUUCCUCGACCCGAUUGGCUUCGCAUCAUCAUCCAUGGCAAACCAGACGCCAGGCACGACCAAUUUCAUCACACACAUCGUACUGUUCGAAUUCAAACCCAAUGCGGGAGCCACUGCAGUUGAUGCGGCAUGCGCCAAGUUCCUGGCGCUCAAGGACAACUGCCUCGCGCCAAACUCGCAGCAUCCCUACAUCACUGGCAUCUCGGGCGGCAAGUACAAUUCGAACGAAGGCUUGCAGAAUGGCCUGACACACGGCUUCAUCGUGCACUUCGCCAACGCGGACGACCGGAACUACUACGUCGAGCAAGACCCGGCCCAUCAAGCCUUCAAGAAGGAGAUUGAGCCACUCAUAGCAAAAACCACAGUGCUCGACUUCACGAACGGCAAGUUCUAAUGCAGUCCCUUGUAUCACCACGUCAGACACCUCUGCGGUUAUGCACAUGGUAAUCAGUCGAUAUGGUCGUAUAUGCGGCAACGCGACUGCUCCAACGCAAUCACAUCUCUUUCGCAUCAUGCAAGGCGACCGUCCGCGACACCAGUGUCUUCCAUGUCGCUCCGGCUGUGGGGAGGCCGAGAGAUUCGAGUCGACUUAGCAGGGUAUUUCCGGCGGCCAAGAUGAACGCAGAUGAGAGCCCGAGAGGAGGGCUCGUCGAAAGGUGUGUACGUGGCUGGUUCAUCGAUAAGACUCUCGCCUUGAAUCCCACUCAUGCCACUGCGACGGCCACUGCCCGCUCUUAGCAGCCAGAACUUGAACUCAAGCAUACUAGGCCACCCGUUGUUGAAGGACUUUGAACACAAACCCAGCUGUUGCUCCUGCAUCAUUAUUAGCUAUAUAUAGCCUGUAUAUUUUGGCGUACCCUCGAACGCGUAGUCUUGUU